CUUUAGAGCUUGAACUCAACAACAAGCCCUCAGGCUGGCCCGUCACAGCUAGUUGUUCUUUUCUUUUCCUCUCCCUCUUUUUUUGGAAGUCCUGCUCUUCUGUUUUUUCCUCGGCCUGUGCCUGCAGUCCCAGUGUGAGUGGGUGUGUCGACGCGGGCCAGUGGAGCCUAGUCGCUGCUUGUGCGCACUCUGAAAAAGAGGAAAAAAGUUGAUGAUGAGUUCAGUGUGAAAGCGGCCCGCCUCGGAGCAGCAGGCAACCGACUAGGAAGGCAUGGCAGUCUGGACCAGAGCGGACAAAAAUGGUCAACUGGACCUUCUGCUCCGCGACCGCUGGAUCCGAGUGACCGCCGAACUGACCCGAGAAACGCUGACUUUAACGGCCGAAGCGGAGGUAACCGGACAGGGGGGCAACCACUGGGACUACAACAACUCUUCGGCGGGCCUGCGAAAUGGCAUUUCGAACGGGAACGACCCGGGAACGAGUCCGGGGAACCUUGGACGUGGUCAGACCCCGGGUCAGGACCAGAACCAUGGGGGUAGGGGGCGCAGCGGCAGCCCGGGGCGCGGGGUUGUCAGUCGGGGUCAAUACGACGGUCUGAACAGCCCCGGGAAGUACCACCCGAAUAACGGCACAAACUCUGACUUCGGAAGCCCCGGAUCUAGCUACGGCAGUCCCGGGUCCAGCUUCGGGUCGAGACAAGGCGACGUUCCCGUCACUUUGGGUUUGGACGGCCCCUCGGAAGCGGUGCGUAAAGUCCGAGUUGUCAAACAGGAGUCUGGCGGGCUGGGGAUCAGUAUUAAGGGGGGGCGCGAGAACCGGAUGCCCAUCCUCAUCUCCAAGAUCUUCCCGGGGCUCGCCGCCGACCAGAGCCGGGCUCUCCGGGUGGGCGACGCGAUCAUGUCGGUGAAUGGGAACGACCUCCGGGAGGCAACACACGACCUGGCGGUGCAGGCGCUUAAGAAGGCGGGGAAAGAAGUCACGCUGGAGGUGAAGUACAUCCGUGAGGUUUCUCCGCUCUUCAAGAAGCCAUCCCUGGUGGCCGACCUACCGUGGGACGGCGUCCGCCCACAGUCGCCCAGCUACAGCGGCAGCGAGGACUCUGGCUCGCCCAAACACAGCAGCUCCUCCUCCUCCAAAGACAGAAAAGUCAUAAGCCUGAAGAUGUGCUUCAUCAGCAGGAACCUCACCAUGCCAGAUCUGGAGAACAGACUUCUGGAGCUCCAUUCCCCAGACGGCCAGCACACGGUGGUGCUGCGUUGUAAAGACGGCCCCAGCGCCAACUCCUGGUUCACUGCCGUCCACACCAACAUAGCCGCUCUGCUGCCACACACCCUGGCUCACGUCAACGCUUACCUGGGGGCCUCGUCUUCGGCCUCCACGCACCCCCAUCUCAAACACAUUGGCUGGUUGGCUGAACAGGUCCAGCUGGAAGGUGGACGGCAGCAGUACAAGCCCAUGGUCAUGGCACUGACGGAGAAGGACAUCCUGCUGUUUGAAUCGGUGCCGUGGAGCAGAGAGUCCUGGUCCAUGCCUCUGCUCACACAUCCGCUGCUCGCCACAAGACUCGUUCAUUCUGGCAGCACCCGGGGUUCUCCUGCCCAAGGUUCAGACCUGGUGUUUGCCACUCGGACGGGCACAGGGCGGGGAAUUGAGUCCCACAUCUUCCGAGUGGAGACCCACUGGGAUCUGUCUUCAUGGACUCGAGCCCUUGUGCAGGGAGCCCACACUGCCGCUGAGCUCAUCAAAGAAGUCUCUAUUGGUUGCACAUUGAACAGACAGGAUGUUCGGCUGACGCUGCACUAUGAGAAGGGCUUCACUGUGACGAGGGAGCCGGCAGAUCCAGCCGGGGGCGCCGUGCUGUACAGAUAUCCCUACGAGAAGCUCAAAAUGUCCGCCGACGAUGGAAUACGCAACCUCUACCUUGACUUUGGAGGGCCAGAGGGAGAAAUGGUAUUUGACCUCCACUCGGGUCCAAAGCCGGUGGUGUUUGUCCUCCACUCCUUCCUGUCAGCCAAGCUCACCCGUAUGGGCCUGCUGACGUGAAACAACCAACAGCAGCAGCGUGGACGAGAGGACGGGCCAAGGCACAGCGAGGAGGGGGAAAGACACUCCCAAAAUGAUAUGAUACUGGGAGUUGAUUUUUUCUUUUCUUUUCUUUUUUCACUCCAUCUUCUCCAUUCACAGCUGAAGCUGCACGGAAGAUUUAAUCCGCGAGUCGUAUUUCCGAUUGUCUGAAAUUUGUGCCUUCUCUUCCAACUUUCUCCUUGGCCUCUUGCAAUCAUUUGUAGUGCAAGGUCAGGUAAAAAGGAUGUGGCACUUUGCUUGAAGUCAUGCUGUGUUAAUGGACAAAAAGCUAUUAACAAUCUCAUUACAUUCCAUGUGAUGAAUGUCACUAUGAUUAUAUGAUAUGAUGUAAAAAGAUGCUAGGAUGCUUUGAUGUGCUUAUGAGAUGCACUUCAAGCAAAGUGUUACUAAAAUAUAUUAAGGAAAGGGAGGAUUUUUAGACAAUUAAUACACAGCCAAGCACAGAUUGGUUAAUGUUACUCGUUUUUACUCUAUGCCUAUCAUUCCAUGACAGCCUUCCAAUGUACUUUGGGCUCUUUUUAAUGUAUAUUUGUUUGUCUUUGAGAAAGAAAUGUGAGUGAAAGACGCUGUUUUAAAAAUCAGAAUGCAGUUAACUGUGUGUGUGUGUGUGUGUGUGUGUUGUGUGUGUGUGUGUGUGUGUGUGUGUGUGUGUGUGUGUGUGUGUCUCUCUCUAUACUACACGCUUCUGUUGGCUUGGCAGUGUGCCUGCUGUUUGAUAUUAACCUUUUUAGCACAUUAUCCCAAACUACUGUUGUAAUCAGGAGUGCCAACUGUGCCUUUUUACAUGUAGUCGAAGACACUCUUUGUAACGUUUCCUUUUUUAUUUUUAUUUCAUACAACGAGAGAAUUUGAAAAUUUCGACAUGUGCAAGCAAUAGUAUUACUCUUCUAGUGUAAACCGUGUUACUUUGUUUUAUGUUUUUGUUGUUUUGUUUAAGUGUGUAUCUCAUGACAGCAUAACUUCCAGACAUUGAACUCUGUAUCAGAUGAUGAUAUAUAACAUGAGCAUGUGUUACCUCCCCUCCUUGACCUACACUAUAACGUUGUCUCCGUCUCACUGUCGCUAUCAUCUCAUUUCCCUUUGCUUGAGAUUACCGGUCUCUUGUUACCGUUCCUCCAGCAGCAUUUCUCUGGCUAAGGAUUGUUUAACAGGCUUGUUUCAAGGUGGGCCGCCACAUGACAGAAGUACCAUUGUAUUUUAAUAAUCGGAACUGUAAUGGUCGAAUACGUCUCACCUCCUAUGAACCCCCGCAGUAGAGAGGUUACUAUACACUUUAUGUCCUUCAGCUUCUUGCAAGGCUGAAGAAAUGCUUAGUCGACUAAACCUCAUGAUUAACUAACAUGAUUUUGUCGACUAAUCGAUUAGUUGAUUUUAUCGAGUGUGCUUUGAGUGGUCGUUAAGACUAGAAAAAGUGCAAUAUAUAACAGUCCAUUUACCAUGGUAGUCAGUAGAGCCUCUGUGAUCUUUUGGGCCUCAAACAAUGUAGCAUUGUGUCCACUGACCAUGCAACAUAGGAGAACAAGAUAUCCCUUCUGUCCUCGGAUCACCAGUCCCAAUGACCUUUAUUCUAUUUUGGACUCUGAUGUCCUUGUGAUUGUUUAACCCUCCCGUUGUCUUUGUCUCACAUUUAGCCUGUUUUCAAAGUUACUAUGUGAGAAAUAUGGGUUUCUUUCAAGCACAUUGCCCAAAAAUAACAUAAAACCGCUCUGCGCCGGCUGUUGCAUUGAUUUCCUAGGGGGGGGUGGCGCCCAACUAUGCUCUGCGCUACCACUGGCGUCGCGCACUGUUCAGAUAGCUCAAAGUUCAAAUUAUUUCAACUUUGACCUAGUUGCCGCUGACCUUUCGAAAGCUCAACCAAUGAGAUAACAGCAUUUUGUUACCUAGCGGUGUGCAGAGAGUAAAUCGCGUAUCAUGCGUAGGCGGCUUAAAUGGUUCUGUACAAUGCUCUUCACAAGUAAAAUGUAUGAUCAGUUCAAUACUUUCAUUGAAUUUUAGGUGUUUCAUUUAAUUUUAUAGCAUGAGAAAAUUUCAAAGUUUCAAGUUUCAAAAUAAUAUCCUGACUAAACUUUGACAUAUAUACCAGUCUGUGAUUAUCCAUCAACAUACGUUCCUCUAAUCUUAACUAUUAGUCAAAAUAAUUCAUAAUUUCAGCUUUUUUAACUCACACAUUAUGUAAAAAUUCAUAAAUGAGGUCUAUUGACCAUGAAUUCCAAAAAUAAGUGUAAAACUAGUGGUAAUAAGUUGGCGGUAUAGUUAAAAAACGAUCAAUGAAAAACGUGACAAAAACGAAAAAAGCAACACAAAAAUGUUAAUUUUCAGAUUUGAGACGGAAUACGGAAACUUAUUUUGGGUUUUUUGUGAAUGUGAAAAAAUAUACACUUAUAGUUGCUAAAGCUACAUAGCUCUUUUUCAGGCUAUAGUUUUCUUUAAACAUAUUUUUAUUGAGAUUUUCAUAUUGCUUUUGAAUAUGAACAUUUUAACCGAUGAAAUGAAUACAUUAUCCCCCCCAAUCUGGCAGAAAUAAAUACAUAAGAUCACAGCAUUGCAAAAGUUACAGAAAGUUUCAAAAGAAUCACAAUAUCGAAAUCAUGACUUUCAAAAAGUCUAUGUAAGGACUACACAACUGAGCAAAGUUCUUAUCUUUCUUUUUACAAUAUAGUCUCUCCAAUACUAGACAGGCCUUCAGGUCCUUUGUCCACGUUCCAGUAGUAGGUGUUUUCAAGCUAUACAGGGUUUCCGCCGGGAGUAUUAAAAAGUCUAAAAAUUUGCUGAAGUAUUGUGUUCUAGGUCUUAAAUAAUUUUAAACAGGUCUUUAUUUUCCUACGUCCAUGCACUGCUACCUCUAAAGCUCAUUUUCUUUAAUUCCGUGGUGUUGUAGUUCUUUCUUUCGCUAGUCCAAAUAUAACUUUGCUGUAUUACGACUACAAAUGAGACCAACAUUCAGCUUAAAUUGCAGCCAAUCAGCUUUCGUGUUACUGGCGCGAGUCUUUUUCGGAUCGUACCACAGACAUAAAACAGAUUUUAUUCUUUAACUUUGGGGAAGAGCAAGUUAAGCGAUGCUUGGCUUGAAAAAAAACCUGAAUUUAGGGCUCAGUUGAUGUUGUGAUAAAGGUCUUAAAUUUCAUUCAUAAUGGUCUUAAAAAGUCUUAAAUUUGACUUGGUGAAACCUGCAGAAGCUCUGCUAUAGUGAAUAGGCUUUGUUAAAGGAGAGCAGCCUUCCCUUUGAACAUCAUGUGUUUGAGGUAAACAUUUGGCCUGACAAAGUCUUGUUCCUGAGUUGCACUCCAUCAUCCUACUUCUUCGCCUACUUUUCAUGUUAUGUUAAUCAUGAUUCUCUAACUCACUGCACAGAUCUGAUUGUCUUAUGUUGGUCAACCUUAAACAGGCUGCAGGCCGGCCCUCCUGGAUCUUUAUGCCCUAACCUAUCGAACCCCUUUAAAUCUGUGAAUGUACACCUCUCCUCUCCUUCCAGAUGAUUAUUUCUCAUCUCCUUUCUCUUUAUACUCUGAGAUUGUGGCUGUCCUGUCUAUGCAAAGCAAUGCUUCAAAGAAGGGGUUAUUUAAACCAAAGUUAAUGUAUGUGGCAGCUUGCGUCCAACACAAUCAUUGAACUGAAAAGUCACAACAGGAUAAAGUGCUGCUGCAACAACCUGUCAUAUGCAAAGUAUUUUAGACUUCCUUCCAAGAUACUAUACAAUGUGUGAUAGCAAUGUAAUAAUCUCAAAUGUAAAUACCUACAAUAAAACUGUUACAAAGUA
Perca flavescens (yellow perch) is the source of this 5843-nucleotide messenger RNA. It is a transcript of the gene sntb2, whose product is annotated as syntrophin, beta 2. The record is from RefSeq and is a predicted model, not a curated record. Gene Ontology annotation, cellular component: dystrophin-associated glycoprotein complex; intracellular anatomical structure; synapse. Gene Ontology annotation, molecular function: structural molecule activity; protein binding. The transcript is spliced from 7 exons. Bases 272 to 2044 code for a protein of 590 amino acids. Lineage: Eukaryota; Metazoa; Chordata; Actinopteri; Perciformes; Percidae.